Cannabis sativa is the source of this 1110-nucleotide messenger RNA. RefSeq lists its product as uncharacterized. The transcript has 2 exons. The record is from RefSeq and is a predicted model, not a curated record. NCBI's taxonomy places the organism in Eukaryota, Viridiplantae, Streptophyta, Magnoliopsida, Rosales, Cannabaceae. Bases 219 to 566 code for a protein of 115 amino acids.
GGGUAUUUCAGAAAAAAAAAAUAAAAUUUAAUUUCCAACCGCCUCUAAAUGGUAUAAUGCAAUUUUAUACCUACGGUUUUUAUCAAAAAACCGCCUCUAAAUGUCAAUUUCGAACAUAGCGGGUAUUUUCACACCCUUUAGCUUCCCUUUUUAUAAAUGGGGUUGAAAAAACUGCCUCUAAAGGCUAACAUUGUAGUAGUGCUAAUUCGCUAAAAUGGAUGAUUCAUGAAUUCCUAAGGCUCAAAGAUAAACGUGAUAUAAUCACAAUUCCUGUCCCCCGAGCAUUCAUUGCACCGCGUACCCAGAUCACGUUAUCUGGAGAGGAUUUGCAGCAGGUUGCUACGUGUGACUACAUCGGCAACCAGGGAAUGCUGUUUGGAAUGAUGCACAUAUGGGAGAGCAUCAACGGUCUGAGAAAAUUUUUCAAGUUUUACGACCCAGAGCUUCUCACAGUGCAUGGGAUCAACGAUGAAGAACAGAGUCAGUCUUUUGACGAUGCGGCAAGACGAUUGGCUAAUUGGUUAUCAUUAAUGAACAACAACCACCAAAUGUUCUUUAUUCCUUAGAAUAUCGAGUAAACUUUAUUAAAUUCUUUAGUGCUAAUUGUUCAUUUCUAUAUUAUGUCUUCAAAUUAUUUUUAUACUAUCUUACUUAUAUUCCAAUAUAAUUUUCUAGGAUGCAUUGGACGCUAGUGGUGGUUGCGCCAAGGAAAAUUAUCCAUUUAAACCCUGUAAAAGGCCGCCCAAUUCCCAAAGAAAUAGAACAAAUGAUCGGAAGGUAAUAAUUUAAUGACUUCUUAUGUAACGAAUUUAAAUUAACUAACGAAUUGAAAUGCUAAUAUAAUUUUCCUAAACAGGGCAUUCAUGUAUAUAGGGGACGCACAUCAGUAUCUUGGCCCGUGGCAAGGAAUUUCACAAGCAAACUGUCCAAGACAACCUAAAAGCCAAGAAUGCGGUUUUUAUGUUUUGAAAUAUAUCACUGACAUCGUCGCACGUGCCAACCCCAACCGUUACAUACAAGAUCAAAAAGCUGUAAGUUUUAAUUAUUGAUCAUAGUAUAUAAAUUUUAUAAUAACAAAUAUAUAAUAUACAUAUACAUAAACUAAUAUAA